Messenger RNA from Penicillium soppii, 195 nucleotides. RefSeq lists its product as uncharacterized. NCBI's taxonomy places the organism in Eukaryota, Fungi, Ascomycota, Eurotiomycetes, Eurotiales, Aspergillaceae. The transcript has a single exon. The coding region runs from base 1 to 195 and encodes 64 amino acids. The record is from RefSeq and is a predicted model, not a curated record.
AUGGGCAACAGCACCACAGAGGGCUGGCAAAUUUGCUCAGAAGUGAGCCCUCUCGCCACCAACAAACACCCCAUUGGCCAGUCAGGCCAGCAAACAGAGACAAAAAUAGGCACCAGCGGUGCUCGACAAAGAAUGGCAAGUAGCAAACUUGUCGAGAGAUACGCUCACGGUCGCGAGCAAACAAGGGCAAACUGA